AUGGCUGUUAAAGAAAUGGCUAUGACAUCAUCGGUGGAGGAGAACAAACGCGUCCUGAUGGAUCUGGAAGUGGUACUGGGCUCACAUGAUUGUCCACACAUCGUGCGAUGUUACGGAUGCUUCAUUACUGAUUUCGAGGUAUUAAUCUGUAUGGAAUUAAUGGCGACUUGCUUGGACAAACUUUCGAAGCGUGUUAAGGGUGGCUUUCCGGAGGAUAUUCUUGGUAAAAUGGCUGUUUCUAUCAUCAAAGCACUGGAUUAUCUGAAAAAUACUCAGCUGUGCAAUGCGGAAAAAGCAUAUUGA
Molecule: messenger RNA, 303 nt
Organism: Gongylonema pulchrum
Lineage: Eukaryota; Metazoa; Nematoda; Chromadorea; Rhabditida; Gongylonematidae
Source: the annotation of a GenBank genome assembly